Molecule: messenger RNA, 1521 nt
Organism: Emiliania huxleyi CCMP1516
Lineage: Eukaryota; Haptophyta; Isochrysidales; Noelaerhabdaceae
Exons: 6
Coding region: 1-1521 (506 amino acids)
Source: RefSeq, a predicted model, not a curated record
AUGCAGAAGAAAACCCGUAAAACACAGUGGUCGACCGGCUUUCGGCCGCACCGAACUCAGGUUUUACCCAUUUUUGUCAUGUUGCCCGAGACCUUCGAGCCACUCCCACCUGAGUUCGAGGCCCUCGUCGGCCGCCGCCCGGAUCUCCAGCGGCUGCGGUUCUGGACAGUGUGCGAUUUGGGCAGCGCCGACGUCGAGGCUACGCUGCUUGCUGCCGCCUUUGUGGUGCGCGGCGGGCACUUGUCAAAGUGGCGCAAGGGCGGCCGCGCUGGGACGCACGAUCGGUUUAUCAAGGUGGCCAGCAAGGACGGCGGCGCUGCGGGCGCCGUUCUGCUGUGGGAGUCGAAGCGCGGCGACAUCGUGCGGGCCGAUGACGAGAUCUUCACGUCCUGCUUUGAGGGCACCGCCGAAACUUCUCAAUGCUUCCAGGUCGUCCUUGAGCGGCGCAUGCUCUUCUUCAGCGCGCACGCCAGCAGCCGGCAGCGCUGGUGCGAGGGCAUCAACUGCCUCGCCUCCGGGAGGGUCCGCGUACUCGCGGCCACGACGCGGGCGGGUCGUGCCACCGCGGACAGUGCAACGCCGGACUACGUCGUGGUCCAGGACUGCGCCACUGGCGGAGUCUACGCGUGGAACACCCGCAAUGAGGAGGCCAACUGGAUUCGCUCCUCUGGUGUCCCCAGCUCCGCCGGCGCGUCUUCUUGCCGGCUGUCGAGCGACGAGCCGGCCGCACACUCGGUCUCCGAUCCUGCAGACGCGGGGCACGAGGCGGGGGGCCGGCCCUCACCGCUCCCUCGGCUGACAGAGGCGACGGAGGCCCUCCAGUCGGCAUGCGCCUCCCAGCAGGCUGCGGUGCUCGCCGCUUCUCUCGAGCAGUUCGGGCCGGUUUUGGCGAGCAGCGAGCAAGGUCGUCGUGACCUGAAGGCGGCGCGUUCCUACCUGGUCCAGCUCCGCCUCGCUGCCGCAGCAGGCACGCGGCGCCCGCACGAGCUCGCGGCAGCCCUGGCACGUGACGAGGCGUCCUCCCUCCCCCCGGCGGGGAGCACGGCAGUGCGGGCGGCGCUGCGGGCCGCCCUCGCUGUGGGCGUGGACGAGGACGCGGUGGCGGCUGCGAAGGCGACGCUGCGCGAGCUAGAGGAGGCGUCUGCCAGGUUCGACGCGGAGGCUGCGGAGGCGCGCCUCGCGCUGGAGGGCUCCAGCCGCUCCGGCGACCCCACUCAGAUUGAGGCGCGACACUCGGUGCAGGUUGAGCGCUCCGCCGCGACGUUCGGCCUGAGUUCGGCCACCGCCGAUGCCGCGGUGGCGACGGCGGAGCCGGACAGCGAGUCCAGCCCAUCCGCCGUCAAGGCGCUUCGCGCGCUCGAGACGGCGCUGGCGCGCGCCGCAGCUGCUGGCGUCAGCGGCCUGGCGGUGCAUCGAGCGCAGUCCCAGCGCGCCCUCAUGUCUGGGGCGGCUGAGGCGCUGCGGCGAGAGGAGGACGCGCUGUCCUGGAUCCGGGAGAACAUCCAGGCAGGCCGUGCGUGA